AUGACACGCUCCUCGCGACCUCUCCUCUCCCCGCUCCACACAUUCUCUCCGUUCCCUCACUCCUCACCCCGCCUCACAUACCUCUUCCUCCUCCUCCUCGUCUCGCUCCACUCCUCUAUCCUCCACGCGCCGCCCUGCGCGCUCGCGCUGUCGCAAGACGCCAUCGGGAGCAUCAUCGCGGACAGCGUCUCCUUCGACGGGAUCGGGCCGGGGGAGGACUUCGGCGACUACGAGGAGCGCUACGGCGUGAGCGACGACGAGGAAGACUAUAACGCGGACGGAGACGGCGCGGGGAUGGGCAUGGAGGGGGUGUCGAUGGAGUGGGACGAGGAGCAGCCAGAGGCGGCGAUCCAUGGCGUGCUCGAUGUCGAUGACGUCACUCUCCCCAAGCUCGCUGACGGCCGCCAGAAGCUGCUGCUGCUCUUCUACGCGGCGUGGGACAGGUUCAGCAAGGAGAUGGUGCCCAUAUACAAGGACGUUGCCACGUCGCUCGCCACCCACACCGACGUGAUGCUUGCCAAGGUGGAUGGCGAUAGAUACUGGAAGCUUUCUUCUCGAUACGACGCCGCCUCGUAUCCUCACCUGGUCUACUUCGACCAAGAAAACAAGAUGGGGAUUAGCUAUGAGGGUGAGAGGACAGCGGAUGCAAUAGUGAGCUACGUGCUUCACGGCGAACGGCGUGGUCCUCGGCUGCCCGCCCUGCAAGCAGUAGUGCAGGCGUUUCGAGCGGGCAGCAGUGGGGAGCAGCGCGAGGCAGCCAUUGCAAAGGCUGAAGCACUCGUGGCUGGGAUGAGCGCGGCUGACAAAGAUGUGGGUCUGCUGUAUAUCAAGGCCAUGAAGGCUGCCGUGGCAUUCGGGGAAGACUUUCUGCGAAAGGAGGCUCGCCGACUAGAGAGCUCUUUAGAAGGAGGUGGUUUGCCGCCGUCCACCUACACCAAGUUCCGCCAGCAGAUUGACAUCGCCAAGGAGUUGGACCCAACAGCUGCACAUUACGCCAGCAGCGGCCAAUGGGUGGGCGUGUCGCUCGGCCUUGACUUGUCGUCGCAGCCCAUGGACCCAGCACGCGCCGUGUCGCUCAUCAAAGCGCGCGGAUUCUCCGCGGUGAAGCUUUUCCGCCCAGACGGGCCCACGUUCACCGCGCUAGCUGGGUCCGGACUGGAGGUGGUGACGGCGGUGCCCAACGACCGCCUGGCGGAAUUCGCGGCGGGCAGCGCCGCGGCCCUGAUGUGGGUGGACGCGAAUAUCAUGCCAUACGCCGACAAGUGCAAGAUCACCGAGAUCUCCGUGGGCAACGAGGUGAUGGGGCAGCGCGAGGGCGCGAACGACGCGCUCCACUCUCUAGUGCCGGCCAUGGAGUCGCUUUACUCGGCGCUGGAGGCGCGCAAGCUGCACGGGCGUGUGAAGGUGACGAGCCCGCAGGACAUGACGUUCCUCGCCGCGUCCUUCCCGCCGUCCGCGUCCGACGUGCACCCCAGCAUCCGCGACGAGAUGACCAAGCUGCUCGCUUUCCUCAACCGCACAGGCUCGCACGCGGUGCUCAACUGCUACCCCUUCUUCGCGUACCAGUCGGCGCCGCAGCAGCUCUCGCGCGACCUCGUGUUCUUCAAGGGCGCCACCAGCGGCGGGUACAGCGACGGGCCGCUCUUCUACACCAGCAUGCUGGACGCCAUGAUCGACGCCGCUAUCGCCGCCUUUGAAAAGCUCGGAUUCCCCAACAUCCCCAUUACUGUGGGCGAGGUGGGGUGGCCGUCGGCAGGAUCCCCCGUGGCAUCCUUAUCAGACGCAGCAGAGUUCAAUGGAGCGCUCAUCAACCACAUCACGUCCGGCCAGGGCACGCCCAAGCGCCCGGGCGUGCCCAUCCACGCAUACGUCUUCGCAAUGUUUGAUGAGGAUCUCAAGGACGCGGGGCCCGGCGCGUUCGAGCACUCGUGGGGAGUCAACUAUGCCAACGCAGCGGAGAGUGCAUGGAACGCCAUGGCAUGGGCGUGCGGGGAGGGGCAUGUGGAGUGUGGGGACCUGAAUGGGGCCGGCACUGGGUGCUGGGAGGGGCAGAACAGCAGCACGCAGGUGGCGGUGCAGGCGAGUUUGGCAAUGAAUAGGUAUUUCCAGGCGGCAGCGCAGGGCGAAGGGACGUGCGACUUUGGUGGCUCGGCUACUGUGGUGUCGGCUGUGCCGGCUGUUCUGGCGGGGUGUGGGCUGGAAUCUGGUAAUGGCAAGUGGUGUGUGGCCGCAUGCCUACUGUAG
This is a messenger RNA of Closterium sp. Naga37s-1, 2244 nucleotides long. NCBI's taxonomy places the organism in Eukaryota, Viridiplantae, Streptophyta, Zygnematophyceae, Desmidiales, Closteriaceae. The record is from the annotation of a GenBank genome assembly.